UUUCAGUUUUCCAGUUCUAUCUGGUGCGAAAUAGUCGGCUGUUGAAGUCGAUAAUUUGACCAGCAAACAAACCACUAUCGCAUAAGCUUGAAUUUUAGUUUGAAAAAAUAACGUUUCAAGAACAAUUUGCGAGCCCUGUCAAUUUGUUCGUUACCUAUAGACUAAAUUGGGUGCAUGGCAUUUUUUACGAUAUCAUCAUGAGGCAAGUUCAAAAUUGGUUCGGUCUUAUCGACAUGUCAAUCACGUAGCGAUCAUAUUAAAGCCCUGUUUUCAGCCGUGAUUCCAGCUGCUUGAAAAAAUCAUCUCGCUGAAAUGAAAAUGUUUUUUCAGUGAUUUAUAGAAAAAUGUGUCUGAUUGUUGCAGCUUUUCAGUGAAGAGGGGUUUGAAGUUUUGACUGGAUCUUCAAACAUCACUUCAAAAGAGCUAUUUUUCAUUUUUGUGCAGUUUUUCUCAAUUUUACUGCUCGGGGCGUUCAGAGCUACUUGUUCUCUUCCGCCAAUUUGGAGGAACUUUUUCAAGACGCUGAAUCAAUUUUACCAGGUUAUUUUGACGUUUCUUCAUUUCUUCUUUGUGUUACUUCAUUGGUUAUUUUGACCGCUUGAAAACGAAAUAAAAAAACUUAAUCUUCACUAUUUUUGGCACAGUUUUAGUCGCUUUUGUACUUAGAGAGAAGUUUACUGCCCACAUCUGUCUCCUCUUGUUUGCUGUGAUUUUAAAUCAAACUGUCUUUUCUUGAUUCACUCAGUAUUUGGUUUGGAUUAGUUUGUGUUUCUAGCAACAUUAAGUAUUCAUCAGCUGAAUCAAAAAUUUUUCAUUCGUAGAUUUUGUACAAUGUGAUUAUCGGAAAAUUAAAUUUAAGGAAAAAACAUCUGCUCGAAAAACACAUUUUGGUUUUUGAAUGCUUUUUGAACGCUUUUGAACACAAAAGUCUAUUGAAUUGAAACUGUUGCUUAUCGCCUAUUACGUACUCAAGAAAAUGAAAAUUUUUAUUUUGUUUUUAUCCAAUUUUGUGCAAACUGUAUUUGGUGUCAAAUUUCAUCGAACUACAGCUGACAUCAGCUUAAACCCAUUCAAUCUUCAACCUGAAUUUCUGACCUGGAAAAAUACUCCUGCUCUAUGCACUACGGCUUGUCAAAUAGUUGGGGAUACUGAAAGUCGGCUCGUAAUCAGAUUUGACAAAUGGUCAGGAAAAUGCGAAUGUCUAAUUAACGCCGAAAAUGAGCUCUUCGACAUUUCAAAAACACCCAAAAGUCGAAGUGUAACCUACUUCUAUCCAACGUCGAUAAUCUCUGGAAGCCAGAACUACGCAGAAAAAUGGGGAAGUAUUAAUCUUCACUCAGAGGAUAUUGAAACUGAAAAUGCCUUCUUCCGCAUUUACGAUUCAGAGAACAACGCCUCAAUCUCAAACAUAAAAGCAAAGUGUCUUAUUGGAUGCUCAUCCGUUUAUAUCGAUGUCAACCCACCUUCUGAUCAGCCUGGGGGUUGGAUUCAAUUUUACAAUCUGCAGCCUGGCUCAACUUGCCUUGUGAAUAUCAUAAGUGCUCAUUUUGAUGGCCACUAUGCAGAAAUUAAUCUGAACAAAACUUUCCGUUUUUGUACUCGUCCGAACCUUACAAUCAUUUCGGUAUCUAAAACUAGUGGUGAUGCUCUCAGUGUUGCUCUUGAAUUGGUCGGUCAAUUGGCAACUGGCAGUUUGAUAAUAGAACCAACUCAGCGCUCUCAAAAUUUCACAGCUGACAAUCGGACUAUACUUGUCGAUAACCUCAAUGUACAGCAUGACACAUACACUAUGUCAAUAGUCGCAUCUGUGUCCGAAGAAGAAGUUUGUGGUGAUGCCCCUUCGCCUCUAAGUGUUUAUGAAGAAGUUCUUUAUUAUUCAGGGUAUGAAUUGGUGCUCCCUAAGUAUUACUGCAGACAUGAAUUUGCUAAUGGGAAUUGUAACCAGUACUUGUUGCAUCUCACAGCAGACGAGUGUGCUGCAAAAUGCGAAGCCAACGAGAUUCCAGCUGGGUGUGACCAGUCAAAUGUGGAAUGCAACCUUUUCUCAUACACUCCUACAAGCGGAGGAACAAGAUGUUAUUUACAAACGGCAUGUGAUUCCUCUCAAUUGAUCAGUCACGUUGAAUGGGCGAUCUUUAGACGGCAAUUGACACUUCUGCCACAGCUCGCAGGUCAAGUGUUUGUGGAGAAUUACAGGAUGAAAUGGGCUCAGUAUGUAUGCUCUUCUUUGUAUGUUGGAGGUGGUUGUCCUUGGAAGAGUGCCAAUAGUUAUUCCGAGUGUGCACAUUAUUGCAACCAAAACCUCCUUACAGAUGAGUGCUUGCACAAUGCGGACCCAGCUACAGUCAAAUGUGUUGCCUUUUCUUUCAUAAACACUCUCAACUACUGCGGGUUGUCAUCCAAUUGUGAAACUAGCACCUACCGAAUUCAUACUUUUACUUUUACGAGAGUGUGACAAUGAGUUUCGUGACCCACGCCAGAAAAGUCGUUCUGUCUGAAACAACAACUAUUGAUGUCCAAAGCUCAAAUUUAAAACUCGGAGAAACGUGAUGGCAGG
Messenger RNA from Symsagittifera roscoffensis, 2557 nucleotides. RefSeq lists its product as uncharacterized. The transcript is spliced from 8 exons. The coding region runs from base 977 to 2455 and encodes 492 amino acids. NCBI's taxonomy places the organism in Eukaryota, Metazoa, Xenacoelomorpha, Acoela, Convolutidae. The record is from RefSeq and is a predicted model, not a curated record.